Trichomycterus rosablanca is the source of this 2092-nucleotide messenger RNA. RefSeq names its product zinc finger protein 467. Gene Ontology annotation, cellular component: nucleoplasm. The record is from RefSeq and is a predicted model, not a curated record. Gene Ontology annotation, biological process: regulation of transcription by RNA polymerase II. Bases 372 to 1790 code for a protein of 472 amino acids. The transcript has 3 exons. Gene Ontology annotation, molecular function: RNA polymerase II cis-regulatory region sequence-specific DNA binding; DNA-binding transcription repressor activity, RNA polymerase II-specific. NCBI's taxonomy places the organism in Eukaryota, Metazoa, Chordata, Actinopteri, Siluriformes, Trichomycteridae.
UAACGGUUAUUUUUCUUUUGUAUCUGUUCGUUUUAACGGCUUUUAUUUUAAUAAACACGGUUUAUGAUAUUUUUAGCACUCACGAAAUGAACAUUAAUAACCAGGACGCGUAAAUAAAGCUAGAACGGUUAGUACUCGGUUACCCGGAGGACAGAGCUAACUAGGUUAGCCUAAUGCUAAAUGUACACAAAGUGUAUCAGGUGGGAACUGGAUAUGUUUAAACGACUCGACAGUCAGGAUGUAAUGAUAGACUAGACCCACAAUCAGCAACAUACAAUAAUAAUAAUAAUAAUAAUAAUAUAUAAGCACUGCCAUAAUAGUUAUUCGCUGUAAAAUAGCGUCCGAGGAGAUUUAGGGAGGUAGGCAGCAGGAUGUCCGAGACUCUGCUCCUCAGCUUCCAGUCUCAGCUCUCCGGCGUGAUGGAGAACCUCCUGAGAUCGGUUCUGUUAGAGAUCACCAGGCUGGUGGAGAGCAGCUUCCUGGAGGAGGUCGGUCGUGGGAAACAGGAGGCAGAUGUUCUGAGAAGAAGACUUCAAAUCCUGGAGACCAAACUUUCCGAACGAGAGAGAGUGAGAAGAGUGAAGUGUGCAGAUUGUGGAAGAACUGGACUCUCCAAGAAGGUCACCGGUGGUAGAGAGUCCAGGACACAAGCUGGUGCAGAGGUGGUGUGUGUCACGAAGCAGGAAUGUGUCUCUGAAGCAGGAAGGAGAAACUGUGAGAAGAGAACUGUAACACCAGGCCAAGAGGCCACCACGACAAUCCCAGACUCUGAACCUAAGACUGCUGAAGUAUCUGCAGCUAUUGAAGUUGAAGGUGCCAUGAAGGAGGAGAUGACGGGCACUCCGGAGGUCCAGAUUUACUCAGCACCCUGUCAAACCGCAGAUCACAGGGUGUCCCAGGGCCACAGCGUCGGUCAGAGCACCUUACAUCCUGACCAUCGGCUUCCUCAGAGAGACAAACCGACCGGAAACCAGUCCUGCGCCUCUGCUGGUCAAGAUUCUGUAAAACAAAGGAUGCACUUAAAUAAUUCCGAGUCUAAAACUGAGCAUCCCGUGCACCCGUCUGCACCAUCUUUAGCUUCUCCGACUAGGAAUCAGGUGCCAAACGGUCCAGACUCGGUGCCCGUUAAACAGGAAGUCGUUGUGGUGCUCCCGCCCGAGUGGGGGGAGCCUGAGAGAGUGCGGUCAGGCACCGUGCCCGUACCCAGCAGAGUAAAUCAGGCACCUGAGGAGCUCCAGCGCAGAGAUCCUGUCCCCACCGGACCCUCCGAGGACAGACGUGUGGUGUAUCCUGGCUCCUGUGCUAAACAGACUCCAUCCUCUCAGAUCACAGCCGUAAAAAAAAAGCCCAAACCCCAAACCAUGCCCGUCUCGGGUCCCGUCGCACAGGGGCAUCCGUACCGCAAGAGCCCGCCCCUGCCGAAGCCCGCCCAGGCCCCUCAGCAGUUCCCCAGACCCUGCGCGGACGAGAGGACCCCACAGGCGCUCGGGUUCAGGACUCACGGGCACAUCGGCGGGCACCACGCGGCGAGGAUGCCGCGCAUCUGCAGCCACUGCGGUAAAGCCUUCGCGCAGCUGAGCCACCUGAAAGCUCACCAGCAGAUCCACACGGGCGAGAGACAGUUCUGCUGCAACCUGUGCGGCCGCAGCUUCACCAAGCUCAGCAACCUGAAGGCGCACCGCAGGGUCCACACGGGCGAGCGGCCCUACAUCUGCAUGCACUGCGGGAAGAGGUUCACGCAGAAGUGCAACCUCAAGAGACAUCAGAGGAUUCAUUCCGCACACACGUGACACGUGGUUUUGUAAAAGUGAAAGUUUUGUGUUUAUCUUGCUUUGUGUGUCGUGAACUUACUUUGUUUUGUAUUAAAAUGUGUAAGUGAAUCAUCCAGCUAUUUAAAAUAGCUCAGCCAAUAAAAAAAGAAGAAUUUUUUCCAGUUUUCUCUCAGCCUGAAUGUAGUCAAUCAGUCAGGACCUGUUUUUUGGCUAAAAUGUAAAGCGUCGCUGUGUGAUGAAAAACACGUAUCUCCAUCUGUGUGUUGAUUGUGGGUAUAAAUCUGUCUGUCCAUAGCAGCGAAUAUCAAAAUGACCAAUAA